AUGGAUAUAUUUAAUAAUUUUAAUAAUAAAACUAAUAGUUAUUUCAAUGAAAAAAGUGAAAAAAAAUAUAAGUUAACCAAAAAAAACUGUUUUAUAAUAACUUGUUUUAUUGCUUACAUAUUUUUUUUAUCAACUAUAAAUAAUUUAGAUAAAUACUUACAUCUAAAAACUUCACGUUGUAUCCUAACUUAUUCUAAUGUUUUAUAUUUCAUUUCUUUUUAUUCAUUAAAUAUUCAAGUUGAAUUAUUAAUAGGAGUAAAAAAUGGAAUUCUACCAGUAGAUAAGUAUCUAAAGGAAAUUAAAAAAAAACUAAAGAGUAUUGAUUUUUUUUUAGUUCACCAAAUAAUAUAUUUGAUCUAUAAAUUUUGGAAAUACGUCAUAAUUAAUAAAAUAAAAGUGAAUAACAUUUGUAAAAUUGGGAUAUUUUUAUCAAUUGUAAACUUUUUAAUUCAAAAAAAUACGCAAAAUGACAUUUUUAGAAUAUAUUUAUCUUUUUAUUUGUUUGUCUUAUUGUUUAUUUUGCAUUUGUCUUUUAAAAUUGUAAUGAGAGACUUUAUGAUAUUUCAAUGUGAUUUAUUAAUGAACGAAUUUGGAUUUAUUUUAAUAUUUUUAAAUUUAAGUGAUAGUUAUUAUUUAAGAUAUUCAAAUACAUUAAUAAUAUGUGUUCUUAGAUUAAUUGCUUUCAAAAUUAUAUUUAACUCAGCAGUUCAUAAAUAUAUUCAUAAUGGUAAUCAAUGGUUACAUCUAGAGGCAUUUCAAAAUUUAUUCUCAUGCCAACCAGUUCCCUCACUAUUAUCACAUAUAGCUAAUUGCAAAUCUAGCAAAGAACUAAUUUGUCUGUUAAUUAUUGCAUCCGAGUUUUUAUUUUCUUGGUUUAUAUUUUGCUCUUCAAGCCUGAGAAUAUUUUUUUUUAUUAUUUUUGUUUCAAUUCAUAUAACUUGCUAUAUCAUUUGCAAUUAUUUUUUUUUUUCAUACAUUUGUCUAAUUUUAUUUUUCUCAUGUUUUGAUGAUUCUGUUUUUAAUUUUUUUUCAAAUUCUACAGAUAUUCCAAUUCUCUAUAAAUUUAAUAUUCUUGUCAAUAUACUGAUAUUUUUAUUAGUUUCUUUAAUUAACUUUAUUGUGUUUGUAAAUUUUGUUCCUUUUUUUGAGAAGUGGAAUAUUUAUAAUUUGAAAUGUUUUCAUUUUUUUUAUCAUAUUUAUUAUAAAAUUUCUCCUAUAAAUAUUUGUAACUCAUAUGCUAUGCCGAUCUAUAAGAACGAUAAUAGAAAAGAAAUUGUUAUAGAAGAGUUACAUAAAAUAAGAGAAAAUUAUGAAUGGAAGGAAGUUCAUUUUAAAUAUAAGCCAAGCAAUAUAAAUAAAAUAGGAAAUGUUUUGUGGUGGGGUCAUAUACCUAGAUUUGAAUGGAAAUUGUUUUUUUUUUCAUAUCAAUAUAAAAAUGAAAACCUAAAAACAAAAAUAUAUCCAAUUUACAUAUGUUCUUUUUUAAAAAAAUUGUGCAAUAGAGACAAGAUAUUAAUAUCUAUGCUAAAUGAAAUUAAGGAUGAUCAAAUAAAUAAAAUUCCUAUUCUUAUUAGAAUAAUUUUUUAUCAUUAUAAAAUGACAAAACAAGAGAUGAACAGUGAUUUAGAUAUAAGUGAUCCCGACGUUAAAGAAGAAAUGAAAUGGGAAUUCGGAAAAUAUUGGCUUAGAAGAAGAAUUAAUAUUAUAGAAACUUUAAAAUAUAGAGGAAAAAAUUAA
This is a messenger RNA of Plasmodium relictum, 1737 nucleotides long. It is a transcript of the gene LMF1, whose product is annotated as lipase maturation factor, putative. NCBI's taxonomy places the organism in Eukaryota, Apicomplexa, Aconoidasida, Haemosporida, Plasmodiidae. The transcript has 16 exons. Gene Ontology annotation, biological process: protein maturation. The record is from RefSeq and is a predicted model, not a curated record. The coding region runs from base 1 to 1737 and encodes 578 amino acids. Gene Ontology annotation, cellular component: endoplasmic reticulum membrane.